Molecule: messenger RNA, 1613 nt
Organism: Amaranthus tricolor (Joseph's coat)
Lineage: Eukaryota; Viridiplantae; Streptophyta; Magnoliopsida; Caryophyllales; Amaranthaceae
Product: two-pore potassium channel 1-like
Exons: 3
Coding region: 297-1346 (349 amino acids)
Biological process (GO): stabilization of membrane potential; potassium ion transmembrane transport
Cellular component (GO): plant-type vacuole membrane
Molecular function (GO): potassium ion leak channel activity; calcium ion binding
Source: RefSeq, a predicted model, not a curated record
AGUAAUGUAAGCACUUAGCAGUUAGCACAUGAAAAUUACUGAUAAACCGGCCACAGACUUCCCAUUCCUAAAUUUCCAUUCCAUUCCCACUUUUUGACGCAUCACAUCACACAUGGGCAUGGCCUGUUUAUACUCAGAUUUGGCUUGCCUUCUACACUUAUCCUUUUCUUCCAUUGUUUUACUUCCCGUUAUUCCUCUACAACCCACAGCAACCGAACAAUUUCCCAUUUUUGGUCUGCUGUUUGUACAUAAACUUUACUGGGUGAUAAAUAAUUGUCAUAGUUUGGUGUGCUCGAAUGGAAGAUGACAAUAACGUAAAGGAGCUCCUAAUACCAGAACACUGCUUUCAAAAAGACAACAUCAAGAGGAGAAGAUUUCGCCGAGUUAGAAGUGCACCUCUUAUUGAGCACACACCCGGAGAAGUAAACGGCAGUGAUGCUGUUUCUAGCAGAUCUGAAUCUCUGUUUCGCAAUCUCAAUCUGCAUCCUAGUUUUAUACAAAUAGCUUCUUAUUUGUGUAUUUACCUGAGUGUGGGCGUUCUUGGGUUUUACUUAGUCAGAAAUCACAUAUAUGGUCAAAAGACAAAUGUUAUCGUCGAUGCUCUUUAUCUCUGUAUUGUCACCAUGACAACAGUGGGAUAUGGGGAUCUGGUUCCAUUGAAUGUCGCCGGAAAGAUCCUUGCGUGUGCACUUGUCUUCUUAGGCAUGGCUUUGGUUGGGUUAGUUCUUAGUAAAGGAGCAGAUUACCUUGUUGAAAAGCAGGAAGGUUUGCUUGUCAGAGCUUUGCAUAUGAGACAAAAACUUGGUCCUAGCGACAUCAUGAAGGAAAUAGAAACAAAUAAAGCUACAUACAAGUUUGUAUUGGCCUCAGUAAUUCUCUUAGUACUCUUCAUAACUGGAAUAAUUUUCUUGAGAUUUGUUGAGAAGUUGGAUAUAGUGGAUGCAUUUUACUGUGUAUGCUGCACCAUUACUACCCUGGGUUAUGGAGAUCGCAGUUUCUCAACAGAAGGAGGACGUAUAUUUGCAAUCGUGUGGAUUUUGACAAGCACAAUAUGCUUAGCUCAGUUUUUUCUAUAUCUAACCGAGAUGCAUGCCGAUAAGAGACAGAAGCACCUGGUUCAGUCUGUCCUUAGUCGACAUAUGACGAAUCUCGAUCUUGAGGCAGCUGAUCUUGAUGAUGAUGGAAAUGUCGAUGCUGCUGAAUUUGUUGUAUAUAAGCUCAAAGAAAUGGGGAAAAUAACCCAGGAAGAUAUAAACCUUGUUAUGGAAGAAUUUGAAGAACUUGAUGUUGAUCAGUCAGGGACUAUCUCCGCAUGUGAUUUAGCAUUAGCUCAAACGUCUCAAUAAGAAAGAGAACCAUGAUCUGGUUGUUGGAGACCGUCUUGUGCAGUUUUGGAAAGAUUCAAGAAUUUGAUGUAUAUAUUUUCGGUAAAUAGCUUGAUUAUACUGUAAGUAGCUUGAUUACAAAUUUAAUUUCCUCUAUUUCUUAAGGGAUGGGUUAUAUGGUUUCACUGAUUCCUUGUCGUUGCUCUUUGUUCAUGGUUCUGCAUUUCCGAUCCACAUUCAUGAGAUUUCAUUUCCUACAUAAUUGAAAUAAUACAAUUUUAGCUGCAA